This is a messenger RNA of Brassica oleracea var. oleracea, 1182 nucleotides long. Its product is annotated as probable sugar phosphate/phosphate translocator At5g04160. The transcript has 4 exons. The record is from RefSeq and is a predicted model, not a curated record. Gene Ontology annotation, cellular component: Golgi apparatus. Bases 129 to 944 code for a protein of 271 amino acids. Gene Ontology annotation, molecular function: antiporter activity. NCBI's taxonomy places the organism in Eukaryota, Viridiplantae, Streptophyta, Magnoliopsida, Brassicales, Brassicaceae.
UUGAGAGUUCUUCCAUAUUAUUCUUCAUACUUAGAAGUUUUCUUGUUUCUUUCGGGUUCUCGGGUAUUACGGUCUUGGGCUAGUGCUAAGCACUAUCAAAGGUGGUUUCUUUACACAUUGAUCAUCUCAUGGUACUCCUCCAACAUCUUACAUCGGCGUUCUUCUCCUCAACAAGUUCCUCCUCUCAAAUUACGGCUUCAAGUUCCCUAUUUUCCUCACAAUGUGCCACAUGUCCGCUUGCGCCAUCCUCAGCUACAUCUCCAUCGUCUUCCUCAAGCUCGUCCCUCUCCAACACCUUAAAUCUCGCUCUCAGCUCCUUAAAGUCGCCACUCUCAGCAUCGUCUUCUGUGCCUCUGUUGUCGGCGGGAACAUUUCACUCCGUUACCUUCCCUUGGGUUACUUAUGGUGCUCUUGUCCCUGUUGUUGCAGGCGUUGUCAUUGCUAGUGGGGGGGAGCCAGGGUUUCACUGGUUUGGUUUCAUUAUGUGCAUUAGUGCUACUGCGGCAAGAGCUUUUAAAUCUGUUCUUCAAGGCAUUUUACUUUCUUCAGAAGGGGAAAAGUUGAGCUCGAUGAAUCUGAUGUUGUAUAUGUCCUCUAUAGCUGUUGUUGCUCUUCUUCCAGUCACGCUAGUUAUGGAACCAGACGUGAUCAGCUUGACCUUGACGCUUGCAAAGCAACAUCAGUACAUGUGGAUACUUCUUUUGGUUAACUCUGUAAUGGCCUAUUCAGCUAAUUUGUUGAAUUUUCUUGUUACAAAACACACAAGCGCCCUCACUCUCCAGGUUCUUGGGAAUGCUAAAGGAGCAGUUGCAGUGGUGAUCUCGAUCUUGAUAUUUCAAAACCCGGUUACGGUUAUGGAACCCGGUUACGGUUAUGGGUAUUGGCGGGUAUUCCAUAACGGUCCUUGGGGUGGUUGCUUACGGAGAGAAAAAACGCAGGUUUAGAUAAAAACUAUUCACCAGCACAGAGCUUCUCUCCUUGUGUUUGGUUCUUCUUCUGUUCAUCAAGAACUUAUUAAUUUAGGACCUUCAAGUUUGGGGGAUUUCAGAGAUGACAAUGUCUCAAUAGUGAUUUUUGUAACUAUUCUUAUAUUAAAUAUGUAAUAUAUGUAGCUGACUAUAUUAGAUUCUAGGAUUCUAUGGUGAAGAUGUCAUAGUUGUUUUCUCAAGACAGCUUCCUUUG